AUGCCUCUCUACCUCGUCCAACCCUUCCUCUCACCCAACCCUUCCACCGCCACCUCCGCCUCCCACCCCAACACCCCCUUCGCACGGCUCUCUCUCCAACAACAAUCCUCCGCGUUCGCCCGCUUCUUCCCCGAACGAUCCUCCUUCCCCAUCACCCCCGUCAUCCCCUCCCCCCGACACCACCACCACCACCACCACCAACAUCAACCCCCCAACCCGCUCAUCCACUUCCUUCACAAACUGCUCCUCUUCCUCGCCCAUCCACCCACCCAUCGCAUCGCAUCCACACCCACAGCGUGUAUAUCAGAAGAAAAACAGAAACCCAAGCAGAACAAGAAGAAGACGAGCAUAAAAACAACGCAAAUAGUGGCCAGACUGAUGGGCGCCUUCAACAAACGAACCCCUCAGCAACCCAAGCUCCUGACCCAAGCAGAGAAGACGGUCGUCCUGAGCGACCACUACUGUUGCUUCGCCAUCCCACUCUACAACACCGGCAUCUACUCCAUCCUCGCCCAGUUCUUUGGUGUAUAUAAAGAAAAACCAGCAAUCUUUAAGAAGUAUUUUAUAGGAAACGUGGGCCUCUUGGCGCUCACGUUCGGAUACAGUCUGGUGUUGCUGAUCAUCUCCUCGACCAAGCAUGCGACGGCGAUCGACCAAUGUCUUCUCCAAUUCGUCUCCAACGAGGAGUUUGUGGAUGGCCCGUCGAGCACCUCUAGGCAGGUGUGCUCGGUGUGGACGUACGCCCAGUUGGCCGUCUGUUUCUUCGUCUGGUUCCUGUUCUUCUUCUCCCAGCUAUACUUCUGCUAUAUGGUGAAGAUCUGGGGACAGGACCAGAAGCUAGACCACAUCCGGUACCAAUCGUUAAUCUCAGCGGUCCGCCAAUCACGCGCGACGUCUUCGAUGGUCCAUCCGGGCCAACUGGAGGGCGGGGACGAGUGGGAGAGCCGGUCGACGGGCGGCUCGCUGGACAUCCGCUCGUCGAUGGCGAGCGGCGGCCAACGGGCCAAGCCGCUGGCCAACGGGGGCAGCCGGCUGAAGAACGAGAUCGAGUGGAAAGAGCUCCCCAAUGCCCACCCGCUCGACCCCUCCGCCGCCGCCUCAUCCGAACCGGGCCCCGGCAUCGACAAGCAGAAGUCGAGGGAGUUUGGCCAGUCCGACUUCAGACCUGUCCCGCCCUCCGCCGGCUCAUCCACUCUCAUCCCCCCCUCCUCCCCCGCCGCCCACCAUUCUCCCCCGGAACCCAUACCCUCCGACCAGCUCCUCGCUCAGAGAGACCCCACCGUCUCCGGCCACUGGAUCGAGGUCAUCGACCAUCCCUUCCCCCUACCCCCCUCCGACCCUUCCCAUAAGCACUCCCCCACCGACGAUCAGGAGUUCUAUAAAUCUUAA
Puccinia triticina is the source of this 1389-nucleotide messenger RNA. RefSeq lists its product as uncharacterized. Bases 1 to 1389 code for a protein of 462 amino acids. The record is from RefSeq and is a predicted model, not a curated record. The transcript has 3 exons. Lineage: Eukaryota; Fungi; Basidiomycota; Pucciniomycetes; Pucciniales; Pucciniaceae.